CAGCAGCGUCGCGAGCGGCCACAGACCACAGAGGCAUCUGCUGCUGGAAGUUUCUUGUCACGGAAUAAGAGAUGUCACGUCAAACAUGGGAUAAAAAAAAGUACAAUUUCUCAAUUUGAACGACUUUCAAGAGUCCGGUAAAUUAAUAUGUAAAAAUGCGACUAUUUUUUCAACCCCAAAAAAAGGAAAAACGAAAGAAAAUCUAGAAAAGUAUAACAAAUCCCGCCUUUUAUUUGUAUCUCAAAAAUCGUAAAGGAUGCUCUGUCAUCCUCCUAAUAAAAGUUGACCUAUAGGAGCAAGCCUACCGUUCAAGGUCAUAACGCUGCGCGUAUAGGCAGGCUACAGGCUAUACCGUUUGACUUGUAUCUAUCUCCUAAGUGUGUUUUGUGGCUGCAGGUCCAGUCCUGUGUGAUUUCUCCUCUCACACUAGAGGGGCUGCAGGACCCCGCUAGCAUGGUGGGGGCAGAAUGAUUGGGGGUUUCUGUACGAUCUCCCGUGACCAAUGAGCGGGGUGCUGUCAGGGGUAACCACAUCUGUCAACCGUUCUCGGCCAAUAAAGAGCAGCGCGAGGCGGACCUCAGGUGCGCGCCUCUGCGUCCCCUUGGCACAGUGCCCGGGAGAUGCUAAGAGAGAGACGCCUAGCUGCCCCGUGGCCCCGCAAAAAAAAAAAAAAGAGUUACUGUCAUAGGAAGCACCCCCUUUUUUAAACUCCGGCUAUCACUCUGGCUCCGAGAGUUAUGGCGACCGCCACGUCCAACCACUACAGCGUCCUCGCUACCCCCAGCAGCGCGCCGCCGCCGCACUCGGAGUCCGGGAGCAUGCAGCAGGCGGCCGCGUACAGGGACGCGCACACCCUUCUCCAGAACGACUACAGCACGCUAACGGGCGUCGCUGGACAUCCGCUGAGCCACGCGCACCAGUGGAUCACGGCGCUGUCGCACGGGGACACCGGGGCGCCCUGGACGACGUCGAGUCCCCUCGGAGAGCAGGACGUGAAGCCCGUGCUGCUGCACGACAGCUCCGACCGAGAGGAGCUACAGAACUCCGCCAGUCUGCAGCAGCAGCAGCAGCAGCAGCAGCAGCAGCAACAGCGACACCCUCACCUAGCGCACCAGGCGCAUCACGAAGUCAGAGCAUGGCGAACGAGCACCGCCACCACGCACAUCCCGGGCAUGGCGACGUCUGAGGGGCAGAAUCUGGUGUACUCCCAGUCCGGCUUCGCUCUGAUGCCCGGGGGAGGAGAGCAGCAGCAGCAGCAGCAGCAGCAGCAGCAGUCGGGCGGGAUGCACCACCACCCGCUGAGGGAGGACGACCACCACAGCCAUAGCCCUCACCUCAGUGAGCACGGAGGGGGCGGCUCGGGGCCCCACCAGCAGCAGUCUCUCGGGCACCUCGGGCACCAGCAGCACGGCGGGCAGCAGCACCAGCAGGACCACUCGGACGAGGACACGCCGACCUCCGACGACCUGGAGCAGUUCGCCAAGCAGUUCAAGCAGCGGCGCAUCAAGCUGGGCUUCACCCAGGCGGACGUGGGGCUGGCGCUGGGGACGCUGUACGGGAACGUGUUCUCCCAGACCACCAUCUGCCGCUUCGAGGCGCUCCAGUUGAGCUUUAAGAACAUGUGCAAACUCAAGCCCCUGUUGAACAAGUGGCUGGAGGAGGCGGACUCCACCUCGGGGAGCCCCACCAGCCUGGACAAAAUCGCGGCGCAGGGGAGGAAACGGAAAAAGAGGAUCAUCGAGGUGGGGGUGAAGGGAGCGUUGGAGAGCCAUUUCCUCAAGUGUCCAAAACCGGGAGCGGCGGAGAUCAACUCAAUCGCGGACAGCCUGCAGCUGGAGAAGGAGGUGGUGCGUGUGUGGUUCUGUAACCGGCGGCAGAAGGAGAAGAGGAUGACACCCAUAGGGGGACAGAUGCCAGGGGAGGACAUGUACGGGGAUACCCCUCCGCAUCACGGCGGACAGACCCCCGUGCAGUGACCUCCAAAGCACCGUCAUUCCUAAAAUAACGCACGGACGCCCCCCCCCCCCCCCCCCCCACCACCACCACCACCACCACCUCCUCUCCCCCUCCCCCCACAGCCCCCCGAUGGGAUCUUAAUUCGCUUAUUUUUUGGUGGGGGGGCCCGUUUGGCAUCGAGCUGUAGCUAUAAUGCUAAUGUCGGGAUCGGUGGACAGAGGCAGAGGGAAUACUGUGCGCCUCCGUUCCGAGCAGACACAUCGGCGGCGGGGAGGAGAGGGUCUCACGCCGUGGAAUUACCGAGAAUAAUACAACAUGGUUGGUGCGUGUGAGUGUGUGUGCUAACCAAAAAAAAAAAAAAGCGUCCAGCAGACCCCCUUUGAUAUGAAACGCUUUUUUUUUUCCCUUCUCGAGAACACCCUGGCGGGAAUGUGUCAUAUAAUGUAUUAUAAAAAAGAAAUGCAGGAUUUGGGAAGGAGGGGGUUUGGGAUGGGGGGGGGGGGGGGCGGGGGGGGGGGGGGCGGGGGGGGGGGGGGGGGUGUAGACACGCGGUGUCGAUAUAGAGGGAAAAAAACUGGCUAUGGGCAUGAGUAGUCGCAGUCAUCAGUGUGGGUAAAUACACGCCAUCUUCCCCUCAUAACAAAGCACCAGGGGUUCCACGCGCAGCUCGUGGGUAAAACAGGAAAAGGGCUGAAACCCGCUACACCUGCUACUACCGUUGCAUUUCUGCAUUCAUUAAACCAAUACCAGCCAAAUGCAAUACACCAGGCAUUAUUAUUCCAAUUGUUAUUAUUGUUAUUAUUGUUAUUAUCAGGCCUGUUGUUAGGCCUACUGUUUAGAUUUUUUUGUUAAAUUUUUUGGUCGGCCACGAGUGAGUGUUGCAAUCUGGAAAACGAUGUAAAUAUUAAUUUAAUUCUGUAUGAAUUCUGUUUUUCCACUUUCAAAAAGGAUUAGAAAUGAUUAAAAGAUAACCAUAAUAACAGGCCUAUUAGGCCUACAUAAUAAUAAUAUAAUAAUAUCAUAGUAGUUAAAGCGAAAUAAUAACAGCCUAAUAUGAAUAACAUUGAUAAUAAUAAUACAAAUAAUAAUUGCAAUGAUAGAAUAUUACCAUUAUUAUUAUUAUAAUAAUAAUAGGUAUUAUCAUUAUUAUUAAUAAUUAUAAUUAUAACUCCAACAACAACAAUAAUAAUAAUAACAAUAUAAUAAUAAUGAUAAUAAUAAUAAUAACAACAACAACAAUGGGUCGUUCUUCGAUGACCAUUGAAUACUGUGUUCACUUUAGUGUUACGUGCCAAUGUUUAGACUACAAGCAGUCCCGUGCGCCUGUUUACAUUGUGUGUUUUGGUCUCCGUUAUUACUGUACUUUCCAAAUGCUGUGACGAGAAAGACCAACACUGAACGGAUGGAUUUCUCAAGCCUGCCCAUUUUGCCUUCCUUUCGUACAAGAACAAAAAUAACUGAACAUAUUGGUACCAGCUUUGGCCUCAGUGGCUUCUAUUCUCAAUUCACUCAGAAGACCUAUAUGUGGGAUGUAUCUCCAUCAUUCGUUUUGUAAGGCUUUGUUUGUUUGUAUGUUGGUUUGUUGAGUUUCCUCCGUAUACUCUGUGCCAAAGCACGGGCGCGUGCACGCGCUUAUGUGCCAUACUCCUGUGAAAAAAAUAGCCAGUCAGAGGUGGGGUGAAUCCGAGUCUCAUAUGGGAAUUAAUUUCAUAUGUACACAUCAUACAUACAGUUUGCUGCUCUAUUCCAGUCCAGUCCUUUAGGUGAUAGGAAAUAGGCCCACAUUGACGGAGAACGUUUGAUCAAAAAUCUAAUUUUACAAAUUAAGAAAAAGGUAUUUAAGUUUUAUGUGGGCCGGAUAAUUAAAAGGGGCUUUUGUUAAUUAACAUAAAUGCAUAUCUUUGCAUCAUUUGGAAAUCUUGAGUUGUAUAUUAUUUAAUAAUGCACAUUUAUCUACAAAUCAAAACAAAUCAUUAAAUUUGUCAGAUUUUAAAAGAUUCGAACAGAUCUCUGAUAUUGACUUUGUAUUUUUUACAGCGUGACAAUUGAAAUCCUAUAAAAUUCUCAAACUGAAUGUGAGUUGUCAAAAACAACAACUACAACGUCGACCUAAUAUCUGUGACAGCUUCCAAUCAAUUGAAGGGGAAAAGAAAUGAACAAUUGCACAAUUUCUAUAUGCUUUUUUGUCAUUAAAAUGUAUUUGUUUUUUAUAA
This is a messenger RNA of Gadus macrocephalus (Pacific cod), 4169 nucleotides long. It is a transcript of the gene pou3f2a, whose product is annotated as POU class 3 homeobox 2a. Gene Ontology annotation, biological process: brain development; regulation of transcription by RNA polymerase II. Gene Ontology annotation, molecular function: RNA polymerase II cis-regulatory region sequence-specific DNA binding; DNA-binding transcription factor activity, RNA polymerase II-specific. Gene Ontology annotation, cellular component: nucleus. Lineage: Eukaryota; Metazoa; Chordata; Actinopteri; Gadiformes; Gadidae. The record is from RefSeq and is a predicted model, not a curated record.